CAUCAUCACGCAUUAACCCCCCAUUACAUUCGCAAUUCUCAACCCAAACCUCAUCACCUUCGCCGAAACAGAACAAAGGCUCACGCAAACACACACACAACCCUCCAAAAACCACCCACCGCGAUCUCUGAUCUCUCUCUAAGCUAAGCAAUUUUUUUAUUUCCCCAGUCACACAAUUUCCCAUACAUACCUUGUUGCUUGAUAAUUUUAAGCGACGAUCGAUAUGGUGAGAGCCUGGCACUGCUUUCCACCAUCAUCCCCUUGUUGGGUGCUCCUCCGUCAACCGCCACAGCCACAUUAAUUCCCUGGCUCUGUGAUUUUUCUGUUUGGUGCGACCAAACUCAAUCGGAGAAGCCAGCAGCGAAGGUGCAGAGCCAAAUGCUCGAUUCGGUUCUGUUGGCGCUCUUUCUGCCAUGCCUUGGCAUGAGCGCCAUCUUUACAGUCUACAUGUGCCUUCUCUGGUACGCCACCACCCGUCACUCGGCUGACAGGCUACCGGUUAAGCCAGUCUCUGAGAAGGGCCUCUCCUCCUCUGACUUGGAAAAGCUACCGAAAAUCCCCGGUAAGGAACUGGUCAUGGGCUCCGAAUGCGCCGUCUGCCUCGAUGAGAUCGAGAACGAGCAACCGGCUCGCCUGGUUCCUGGUUGCAAUCACGGGUUCCAUGUUGAAUGCGCUGAUACCUGGCUCUCCAAGAACCCGCUAUGUCCGGUUUGUAGAGCCAAGCUUGACCCUCAGCUUUUCACUCCUCAGAGCCAUUGCUGAAUCUGGAAACAAUGCAAUCUUCCCUUCAUUUUCUCCGUCUUCCUCCUUCCCAGUAAUUACAGGCUUAGCUUGCCAUCAUUAAAAUAAAAAUAAAUAAAUAAAUAAAAAUGAAGGAACGGAAAGAUUAAAUUUUAAGAGCCAUAGAAGCCGCCAUUUACAUUAUAGCCUUAAUUUAUUUGUUAUUGUGUAGUCACUAGUGUUAUGUUAGGGGUCGUUUGUGAGUGACUAUGGUAACGUAGCGCCGAAAGCACAUUCUUUUCUCUCUUGGGAGGUUGUCGCUAUCACUGAUCUUGGAGAGGGUUGAACGUGCGGAGGAGGUUGGCGAGGUGGAGAUUCAUAAACUUUAUUAAUUACUGGUAGUUUAAUUUCUUAUUAAUUUGUCAAUUUAUUUAUUGUUAUUAUUAUUAUUAUUAAUUGGAUGUGGUUGAUGUGUAAUGUGUUCGAGAAGCUUUCCAGAAUUUGUUGCCUUUAUUAUUGUUAUUACUGCUUCCUACUUUUUAAUUUUUAUUCCCCCUUCCAACAAAAGAAAUUUAUUGCAUGCAAAAGGGGUGUUUACUCUGGCAUAGCAUAAUUGUCAUGAAUAGAGGGUGGAAGAGGACAGAGAGCGGGAAAUUCACGCAAACACGUAGUCCUUCAGGUUUCGUCGAAGCAAGUGUUUGUUGGGUUGGGCCGUGAACUGAACGAUUUCAUGUUCUUUUCGUAAUGAUCACAGAGAAGCUCGCCGUGAUUUUGAUUGCAGUUUGAUCUUAUCAAAAGCACAACUAGGUGCCAGCUAGAUAAAAUUAAUAUUAUUAAUUUAUACAUGUUA
This is a messenger RNA of Arachis stenosperma, 1570 nucleotides long. Its product is annotated as E3 ubiquitin-protein ligase ATL23-like. The transcript has a single exon. Lineage: Eukaryota; Viridiplantae; Streptophyta; Magnoliopsida; Fabales; Fabaceae. The coding region runs from base 379 to 762 and encodes 127 amino acids. The record is from RefSeq and is a predicted model, not a curated record.